GUUAAAUUUUAUCGCCAACAAAAUGAUUACCAUUAUUUACUUGAGAAAAACAACUGUGCGAUGGCACAGCGCCGUUUCCAAGACACCAACACAGUGCCGCAGGAAAUGCGAUCAAGAGUCGAGGGUGGAGCUCACAAGAGUCCAAAGUCAAAGUAAUGGUGGGAACUGGAGGCGGUGCCCUUCUUCUCUACAGGAUGGUCGUCUGAGUCACGUGGGGUUUCGGUAUAUUAUUGAAUGAACCCAGAUCUUCUCUCUUCCUGCUGUCUCUCUGUAUCUUCUUCUUUCUCUGUGCCUCUCCACCAACAACUGAGGAAGAGGAGGAUUCUACUCAACACCAUGUUGCUGCUAUUUUGAUGGGUCAUUGAGGAUUUUUACGUUUCAGCUUAUUCUCCUGUUUCCGGGCAUGGAGUUGAGGAAGGAGAAGCUUGUUAGGUUUUAUUCUGAUCACAAAAAGCAUAAGAAAUCUGCUAUUGGAAAUAACAAUGAAGCAAUGAAACUUGAGAAGUCAUCAUCCAAAUACUAUAUUUCGUCAUCAAAAUUCCUAAUACCUGAUAACGGAUUAGGGGGAAGCAAAAAUAAAUUUGCUGAAACUUUUAAAACUGAGAAGUCCAAGGUGUUCCCUGAGGACCAUGAACCAUGGAGCAGAAGAAUACUUGACCCUGGUAGCAAUAUUGUCUUGAAAUGGAACCGGGUGUUCAUUUGCUCAUGCUUAUUGGCACUCUUUGUCGACCCACUGUAUCUUUUCUUGCCUGCUUUGAAUGGGAAUGGGCCAUCAUCAUGUGUAAGGACAGACUGGAAAUUGCGAAUAGUUGUGACCUGUUUCCGGACUAUUGCAGAUAUUUUCUAUCUUCUGCACAUGAUUAUAAAGUUCAGGACAGCUUAUGUUGCUCCUAGCUCUCGAGUUUUCGGGAGAGGUGAGCUUGUGAUGGAUCCAAAGAUGAUAGCAAAGAGGUAUAUUAGGUCGGACUUUUUCGUUGAUCUAAUUGCCACCCUGCCUCUCCCUCAGAUUGUCAUCUGGUUCAUCAUACCAGCAACAAGAAGUCGUCUAACUGAUCAUAAGAACAAUGCUCUAGCACUUAUUGUUCUGCUUCAAUAUAUUCCGAGAUUGUAUUUGAUUUUCCCACUAAGUUCAGAAAUCAUCAAAGCAAAUGGAGUUGUUACAAAAACGGCUUGGGCAGGAGCUGCUUAUAAUCUUCUACUCUAUAUGUUGGCUAGCCAUGUUCUAGGUGCUGCAUGGUACUUGCUGUCAGUUGACAGAUAUACGUCAUGCUGGAAAUCAUUUUGUAGGAAGAAGGAAUACAAUCCACUAGAAUGCAACCUAAUUUUUUUUGAUUGUGAUACAUUUAACCAUAAUGACCGCGAUACAUGGGCAAAUAGUACACUUGUUUUUGACAAAUGUGGCCCUGAUGGAGUUUUCAAGUAUGGCAUUUUUGGGAAUGCAAUGUCAAAGAAUGUUGUCUCUUCAAGCUUUAUUGAAAAGUACUUCUAUUGUUUGUGGUGGGGCUUGCAAAACCUGAGUUCAUAUGGACAGAAUUUGGAGACAACCACUUUUAUCGGUGAGACACUUUUUGCUGUGCUCAUUGCCAUCUUAGGCCUUGUAUUAUUUGCCCAUCUGAUUGGGAAUAUGCAGACGUAUCUGCAAUCCCUCACGGUAAGGCUUGAGGAAUGGAGACUAAAGCGAAGAGACACAGAAGAGUGGAUGAGACACCGCCAACUCCCUGAAGACUUGAAACGACGUGUUCGACGUUUUGUACAAUAUAAGUGGGUAGCAACUCGAGGAGUUGAUGAAGAAGCCAUCUUGCAGAGCUUGCCUGCUGAUCUUCGACGUGAUAUUCAAUGCCACCUAUGUCUAGAUCUUGUCCGACGAGUCCCUUUCUUUGCACAGAUGGAUGAUCAGCUGCUUGAUGCAAUAUGUGAACGCCUCGUGUCCUCCUUGAGCACUGAAGGUACUUAUAUUGUCCGUGAGGGCGACCCUGUAACAGAGAUGCUGUUCAUUAUCCGAGGCAGAUUGGAGAGUUCUACUACAAAUGGAGGUCGCUCUGGUUUCUUCAACUCCAUAACAUUGCGUCCUGGAGACUUUUGUGGGGAAGAACUACUUUCUUGGGCCUUGCUCCCAAAAUCCACCACCAACUUGCCUUCUUCAACUAGAACAGUCAAAGCACUCAAUGAAGUCGAAGCUUUUGCACUCCGUGCUGAAGAUCUUAAAUUUGUGGCCAACCAGUUCAGACGGCUUCACAGUAAAAAAUUGCAGCACACAUUCCGCUUUUACUCCCACCAUUGGAGAACAUGGGCAGCUUGCUUCAUUCAGGCUGCUUGGCGUCGUCAUAAGAAAAGGAUGUUGGCAAAAGAUCUCUUAAUGAAGGAAUCAUUUACAUUCUCUGAUAAUGUGGCUGAAGAAACUAGCCAAGGAGGAGGGGAACAAUUCUCUAUUGUUUCAAAUCCUUCUCAGACAAAAAUGUAUCUGGAUGUAACCUUACUGGCGUCAAGGUUUGCUGCAAACACAAGGAGGGGCGUUCAGAGAAUGAAAGAUGACUUGCCAAAGUUACAGAAGCCGGCCGAACCUGACUUUUCCAUCGAGCCUGAUAGAUAACAAUAUCCAGUAGUGUCGGAUAGCUAUAUUUCCCUCUGAGAAGGAUGAAAUCCAUUUCAGAUGAGCAUCCUUCUUUAUGUCAUCUGGUAUUUCAGACCUUACAGCGGCCUGCCCAUUUCCUCCAUGAUGUAUAGUUUAUGGAUCACCUGCUCUAAUCCAAUGCUUUUAAGAGUUGGUGAUGCAAUUUGUGUCGCAAACUGUGUAUUAAUGUUGCAACCAGUAACCUGGUCAUUAAAAUAUGCUAAACUCUUAAAGACAGUAUCUGAGUUCGUUGGAUGGUUAAACGAGCUGCUGCAACGGUAGCUGCAGGCUACAGCCAGAAAGUGCUAACGGAGCCAUGCAGGGAUGGGACUGCUGCUGCGCUAGAAAGCUUUAUAUUUUUAACAUACUUUACAUACUUUUUGAUCUUUUUUAGUUGGAAUUUUCUGACUUAUCAAUCAUCCUUAGUUAUGGCAGGACUGCCUUAGAUUGAAGAUGUUGAAAAAUUUAUCCAAUCAGUCACUCUCAUGACUUCAAACUGGUCUCAGCAAAUUUAUCUACGAACAGUAAUGGCAAUUUAAAAGUUUGUUAUUUGAAUCAAA
Momordica charantia (bitter melon) is the source of this 3171-nucleotide messenger RNA. The record is from RefSeq and is a predicted model, not a curated record. NCBI's taxonomy places the organism in Eukaryota, Viridiplantae, Streptophyta, Magnoliopsida, Cucurbitales, Cucurbitaceae.